CUUCCCCUGCUUUGUUUACCUUUUAAGGAAGGUCAGCAUUGCCAAGUUGAAAGUGCCUGUGUUAUCUGCCUCUUGAGUUCUACAAAUUGUUCUGUGAAGCAGAACGUUCCAAGUGGAAGAUGGCUGGGAAUUCAAUCUUGCUGGCUGCUGUCUCUGUCCUCUCUGCCUGUCAGCAAAGUUAUUUUGCUUUGCAGGUAGCAAGGGCAAGAUUAAAAUACAAAAUUACACCCCCGGCAGUCUUUGGGUCACCAGAGUUCGAGAGAAUAUUUCGUGCCCAACAAAAUUGUGUGGAGUAUUACCCCAUAUUCAUGAUUACAUUGUGGAUGGCUGGAUGGUAUUUCCACCAAGUUUUUGCUGCUUGUCUGGGUCUGGUGUAUAUAUAUGCCCGUCACCAGUUCUUCUGGGGAUAUUCGGAAGCUGCUAAAAAAAGGAUCACUGGGUUCCGGCUGAGUCUGGGGAUUUUGGCCUUGUUGACCAUCCUAGGCACCCUGGGGAUUGCAAACAGCUUUCUGGAUGAAUACCUGGACCUCAACGUUGCCAAGAAACUGAGGCACUUCUAACUUUCCCCCUCCCUUUGCUCCAAUGUUUGCAGACAAUGUUGCCACUCUGAAGGUUAGCUAUAUGGUAUCACCUGUUCAAUUAAACAAUAAAAGUCUGUAAUUUGUU
This is a messenger RNA of Rhinolophus ferrumequinum (greater horseshoe bat), 666 nucleotides long. RefSeq names its product microsomal glutathione S-transferase 2 (gene MGST2). Lineage: Eukaryota; Metazoa; Chordata; Mammalia; Chiroptera; Rhinolophidae. Gene Ontology annotation, molecular function: enzyme activator activity; glutathione transferase activity; glutathione peroxidase activity. The record is from RefSeq and is a predicted model, not a curated record. Gene Ontology annotation, cellular component: membrane; endoplasmic reticulum; nuclear envelope. Gene Ontology annotation, biological process: leukotriene biosynthetic process. The transcript is spliced from 5 exons. Bases 120 to 560 code for a protein of 146 amino acids.